UGUUUGAAGUUUAAAGUUUAAUUUAUAUCUGAUAAACAGUUUGAACAAUCAUAAGAUUACAUACAUGAACCCGUUUGAUAAUUUACAUGUAUUAUCUUUGCAUGGGAAGAAAAUAUUCAUUUUCGAUUUUCGAUUGAAAAUCAUUUUUAAAUCGUUUAUCACGCCUGUGAAUGGUUGAAAGGACAUUUUAUGAGUUUCAGAAUCUAGAAGUAUUUACACUAUGGCGACUUCAUCAACAUAUGGUGACGAUAUUGAUACUGAUACGGUGCAUUUCAAAUGUUCAGAAUCGGUGAUCACGUGUCAAAUUUGUAUGGAUAUAUUUGAAAGUCCAAGAAUUCUACCAUGUCAGCACACAUUUUGUAAGAAAUGCGUCGUUUCCUUGGUAACUAAACAUUGUUUAGAUGAUGUCGGUAACACAAGUAAAGCCUCGUUUCCAUGCCCGAACUGUCGACGGGAUUGUAAAAUACGCCAAAAAGGAAAGCACAGUAUAGAAGAGCAUCUCAAAUGUUUCCCCGAAAGCCUAUUGCUUAACACUGUUCUUGAUUCGAUAGAGGAAAAACCAAGAAGCCAUUCUGAUGAAUCUGUUACAGAUUCAGAACAUGAAAAAUGUACAAAUUCUAAUGACAAAAAUUUACAAUGUGAUGCAAAAGAGAUCCAGAGACUUUCCUUUGUUACUAUUCUUUUUUAUCUAAGGCUUCUUGAUUUUAUACGUGAUGUGCAUGUUUCCUAUUCAAAUUCACUUAACUCGGUUACCAAGACAACUUACGUUUAUUUACUGAGAGAUUUAAUAAGAAUUCCUUCGCUACCGAACACCAUAGAUAUACGACAGCACCCUGUUUUUUAUCUUCAUGAUAUCCAAAACAAUGGUACCAAAGAAGCGGCAAUGAUUGAAAAGGAGAUAAUGCCAUAUAUCAGUUAUCUUGGAUUAUAUGAAGACGACAUAUAUGAGAUUAUGAAUAAGGACGCUCAAACACAAACAGAUGAUGAAUAUGUUAAUUUUCUUUUUCUUAGUACACUGGUAUUCAAAUUUUUACUCCUAAAAUCUUCCUCUUUGGUUGCAUGGUUAUUCCUGUUUCUGUUUAGAAACGCUAAUGGAAAGUCGUUUGACUUUAGCUUGCAUUACUCUUUACGCUUAAGAAAAAUUAGAUACUGGCGUCUAUUUUACAAAGUAUUUGAUAUUUCAACUAUGUUAUAUGCAUCUGAACAGUCAUUUUUGUGGCCCUUUUCCUUGGUAAUUGUGUGCUAUAUACUCCUUUUGGCAUUCUUUAAAAGGAUAAAGAAUUUAGUUUCAGGUGGUGUCAACAUAGGGAACACGUUGCCGUUUUUCCCCAUAUUUUUGAUUAGUUUAAACUUUUUCUCAAAUAUUGUAAGAUGUUACCUUUAUACAAGUUGUAUUGUCUAUUCUUACUAUUGGAUUUUUGGCAAACUUUUACUUUUCGAGUUCUUACAUGGCAUUAUUCAAAUCAUUGUCAUUAUUAUCUUCUUUUUAUGUGGUAAAAUGCAUUACAAAUAUGGGCCCUUUGUACACGAAUCAGACAUGUUAUAGAAAAUAAAAACACGUUUUUCUUUCAUUGACGCAUGUUGUAUUAAAACACCAUAAUAAAUUUAAAGAAUGAUUUGGCUUUGUAGUUGUUUCAGUAAUACCUAGACUAGAGGUCGAAAAGAUCACGCUAAUUUUUUUACACUUCGUGAGAAGUUUAAGUCAUUCUAUAUUUUAUCACCUUACGAGAAUGAUUCAAUGCUUUAACUUUGUAGUGUUUAUUUGCUAUAUACAUAUAUUCAAAUUGUACUUUUGACAUUCUAUAUUAGCGAACGAUGUUUUCAUGCGUUAGAGGUUUAAAGUUUAUUUUAUAUCUGAUAAACAGUUUGAAAAAUAAAAAAGGUCAUACAUAUACCUGUUUCCAAACAUUUUGGAUUCCCUUUAAUUACAUGUGCUAAAUAAAACUUGAGGUAGGAUAAAAUGCUUCGAUACUUUAGUUUUAUUAUUAUCUAUUUUUUAAGAAACAUUGUGAUUCAAUUCUAAUAUCAUUUAAUAGUGUAAGUUUUUAUCAAAAGUUGGAAAUGGAUCGUUUGUUUGUUGUUUAAGUUUGUUUGUUAUUUUUUUGUUCGUUUUUUUUGUUAAACGGCACACUGACAACAUAUAACUUGCAAUAUAGCACCGAUCAUUAUAACUUUUAAGCCAAAUGUGGUAGUACACGCUUAAAAAUGAUUUAGUUAAAUUGUAAUUCCGUUAAGUUAUUGAUCAGAGUUUUGGAUGGAACUGAGGCUAAAAGUUCUAUAAGUAAAUUUACUCAAAGUGGUAUAAUUUGAUAUUGAAAUAUUCAUUGCAAGACGUACAAAAUGUAGCACCGUCUCCUGUUGAAAGGUGGGAAUGUUAAGUGUGUUCAAUUCGAAAUAUGUAAGGCGAACUACUUGAUUAUUACAGUUUGGAAGUAAUAAAGAUUAUAAAACACCAAGACAUGAAUUUAUAACGAGACGCUUUGUUCUAAUUUGUAGUACAGUGCAGUACAAUGCCGUGUAAUGCAGUGCAGGGCAGUGUAGUAUAGUGUAGUGUAGUGCAGCAAAGCGCAGUACAGUUCAGUGUGGUGCAGUGCAAUGCAGUGAAGUGUUUAUGUAGCCAGUAACACUGGAUGGGGUCAGUUUGACUUGUAAUCAUGCCAGGUAAUAACAAAUAUAAUGUAAAGCAACACAUUCAAGUGCAUGGGAAAAGGUACAUAGUACGGUUGGACAGGACAUAAUGAUUGUGUUUACAAUGUGUUAGUGUUCAAUGGACACAUUUACAUGAUUCUGAUCGUUGCAUGACUUUAGAUAUAUAUAUAGAUGGAAGUUGUAAAAACGUCAUGUUAAUACGUCAUAAUGCUUAUCUUGUGGUAUAUUUACUAAAAAUGUAUAAUGAUAAUGUAAUGAAUAAAUUGUUUU
This is a messenger RNA of Ruditapes philippinarum (Manila clam), 2919 nucleotides long. RefSeq lists its product as uncharacterized. Gene Ontology annotation, molecular function: ubiquitin-protein transferase activity. The record is from RefSeq and is a predicted model, not a curated record. Gene Ontology annotation, biological process: positive regulation of DNA-templated transcription. The transcript has 2 exons. Lineage: Eukaryota; Metazoa; Mollusca; Bivalvia; Venerida; Veneridae. The coding region runs from base 221 to 1546 and encodes 441 amino acids. Gene Ontology annotation, cellular component: nucleoplasm; chromatin.